Molecule: messenger RNA, 840 nt
Organism: Cynara cardunculus var. scolymus (artichoke)
Lineage: Eukaryota; Viridiplantae; Streptophyta; Magnoliopsida; Asterales; Asteraceae
Product: inosine triphosphate pyrophosphatase
Exons: 8
Coding region: 85-696 (203 amino acids)
Biological process (GO): nucleoside triphosphate catabolic process
Cellular component (GO): cytoplasm
Molecular function (GO): nucleoside triphosphate diphosphatase activity
Source: RefSeq, a predicted model, not a curated record
GACAGUUUGAUUCUUGAGAGCAGCAGCAAAGGGGGAAUCGUCAACAGUGAAAGCUGCACGGUGGGAGGAGACCGGAGGAGGAAAAUGGCGGUGGCGGGGGUGGUGGCGCGGAAUGGUUUGGUGUCGUCACGUCCGGUGACGUUCGUGACGGGAAAUGCUAAGAAGCUUGAAGAAGUUAAAGUUAUUUUAGGGCAAUCCAUUCCCUUUCAGUCACUUAAGCUUGACUUGCCAGAACUGCAAGGCGAUCCGGAGGAUAUUGCAAAAGAAAAAGCUCGUUUGGCCGCUAACCAGGUGAAAGGGCCGGUGCUGGUUGAAGACACUUGCCUAUGUUUCAAUGCUCUUAAGGGUCUCCCUGGGCCGUACAUCAAGUGGUUUCUCCAAAAGCUUGGUCAUGAAGGUCUAAACAAUAUGUUGAUGGCUUAUGAGGAUAAAUCUGCCUAUGCUAUGUGUAUAUUUUCACUUGCCAUGGGGCCAAAUUUUGAACCCAUUACGUUUGUGGGAAAGACCCAGGGGAAGAUUGUUCCUGCAAGAGGACCAAAUGAUUUUGGAUGGGAUCCAAUCUUUGAACCUGACGGCUAUGAUCAAACUUAUGCUGAAAUGGCGAAGGAAGAAAAGAACAAGAUUUCUCAUCGGUCGAGAGCUCUGGCACUGGUGAAAUCCCACUUUGCAGAGGCUGGGUAUGUAUUUGAUACAUGAGACUGAAACUAUUUUCUAUGGAGAUGUAUGACCUUAGAUUCAUAUUUUUACUUGUGAACAAGGGUCUUCUGUUUGUUGGUAUGAUUUUCUCAAUUUGCAUUUGAUCCAAGGGAAAGAAUGACAAAUGUAUUCAAGAGUAGACAU